Linum trigynum is the source of this 312-nucleotide messenger RNA. The record is from the annotation of a GenBank genome assembly. NCBI's taxonomy places the organism in Eukaryota, Viridiplantae, Streptophyta, Magnoliopsida, Malpighiales, Linaceae.
AUGUCGUUCGUCUUCUCUGCUCUGGCGAGUGGCGACCGGCGAAAGGUCGUGCAGAUCCCUGCUCUGCUCCGCCGCUCCUCUUCACUCCUCCUCAGCCCCGCCGCCUGCUCGAGCCUCCCUCCCCUGCUCAAGAACGCGAGACAGCCUGUUACUGUCGGCGGCGGUGACUGUCGAUUUGGGGAAGGAGAUAAAAUCGCCGAUCAGAUUGACGGAGGAAGCCAGAAAAAGGUCGAAUCUGCAUCUGAAAGAGACUUUGUUCAUCAUGUAGAUCUUGAACUGUGGGGGAGGGUAUUGGUCGGCAGAGGGAUAUGA